Molecule: messenger RNA, 1113 nt
Organism: Chaetomium strumarium
Lineage: Eukaryota; Fungi; Ascomycota; Sordariomycetes; Sordariales; Chaetomiaceae
Exons: 4
Coding region: 104-871 (255 amino acids)
Molecular function (GO): oxidoreductase activity, acting on the CH-OH group of donors, NAD or NADP as acceptor
Source: RefSeq, a predicted model, not a curated record
GCAGCAUCAAAGUGCAUGUGAUAUCCAUAGGCACAAGGUAGCUCACACAUCGUCUCAACACAAGUGAACCAUAACUUACCGUGUCUGCGGGAUCCCCACAAUAAUGAGUCCGCUUUCCCUAGUAGGCAAAAAAGCCGUUAUCACCGGAGGCUCGCGCGGGAUCGGCUUUGCCAUAGCGCAACGGUUCGCCCGAGAAGGCGCCAGCGUUGUGUUGGCCGCCCGAACUCUGUCUAAGCUCGAGACCGCGCACAAUGAGAUACGCAAGGCGGUACCGCCACUAGAGGGGUCCGAAGAACCUGAAACGGCCCAGACUCACAGCAUAUUCCCUCUCAAUAUCCAGGGAGAGGAAGGGUGGAAGCGCCUUGUAAAAGACCAUCCGCGAAUCGAUAUCCUAGUUAACUGCGCCGGUAUAGCACAGCAGUCCCUGCUCGUCCGAACGAGCGAGGACCAGGUCGAGCAGCUGCUCGAUGCCAACCUGCGCGGCACCAUCCUGGGAUGCAAGAUCGUCGGCAAGCAGAUGAUCUCCCAGCGACAGGGCGGAUGUAUCAUCAACCUCUCGAGCCUGCUAGCCAUGCGUGGUUCUAUCGGGACAGCGGUGUAUGCCGCCACCAAGGCUGGUCAACUAGGCUUGACUACUGCUUUGUCCCAGGAAUAUGGCAGCUACGGGGUCCGCGUCAACGCCAUCGUACCAGGCUACAUCAACAGUGACAUGACCCAGGAUCUCGCGAAGAAAGACGAAUUGACCGGAAAGAUACCCCUCCGACGCUUUGGUCAUGUAGACGAGGUCGCUGAUGCCGCCGCCUUCCUCGCCAAAAACGAGUAUGCAAACAACUGCAUCCUCCAUAUCGAUGGCGGGCUGAGCGCCGUCUGAGAUACCAUCAUGCGCCGGUUGCCUUUCGCUGCUCCUGGUAUCUCCCAUGGGAGCUUUCAAUCAUCGUCAAUCACGAUGGCACCCCCUGUGCUAUCGUCAACGACGACAAUCUCGUCAUCAUCUUGGCCUGCGGUCGGCCCUGCAGCAGUCCUCGCUUUCUUGAUCGCCCCUGUAUCCUCGGCCUCAUCCGGGUGUGGGCGUUUAGCUGGCGUAAUCUCGGGUACUACUAUGCUCUGCUGCCU